Messenger RNA from Onthophagus taurus, 1104 nucleotides. Lineage: Eukaryota; Metazoa; Arthropoda; Insecta; Coleoptera; Scarabaeidae. The record is from RefSeq and is a predicted model, not a curated record.
AUGCCCCCGAUGGUUCAAAAUUCCAUCUAUGAGCGUUUGGGUUAUUGCGAGACCGAAGAAGAGACUGCCAAAAAUCGUAAUAAAAAAUUUUUCCAAAUCGCUCAAAACACAUCGAACCCAAUUUUAUCACCAACUACGAAACGAAAUCUCGAAUUGGACCUGGAUUUCUUUGAAAGACGCCAACAAAAUGCCCCAACGACUAAAUCAUCAUCAACAGCAACGGAAAAUCAAGAAAAUCCUCAAAGCCCCAUCGAAAUUAGCCCCGAAUCGGUGGAUAGAAUCAAAGUGAUAUUGUUAGGGGCCCCGAUGGUGGGAAAAAGCAGCAUAAUCCAACAAUUUGUUUGGAAUGAUUUUACUGAAGAAUACAUCCCAACGGAUAAAAAACUCACUUAUUAUCCAUCUGUGAUAACAAACAAUCGUCUCUACGAAAUAAAAAUAACCGAUUUACCGGUGAUACCGUAUUUUCCGGUGAAUUCGUUCUACGAAUGGACCGAUUACAGGUUUUUCGGCUUAAGAAACGCCUCGGCUUACAUUUUAGUUUUCGACCUAUCAAACCCCGAAUCCUUCCAAUACGUAAAAACAAUUCGAGAACAAAUAAUGGAAAGUCGGAACGUUUCCAACGUCCCCGUAUUAAUCGUAGGCAAUAAACAAGACCUCAUAGUUAAUAGCGAAGGGGUUGCUGCUGGUGGUGGUGGGAAACCACCUGCAAUUACGAGCGGAUCGGACGAGAGGCGUCGAGAAAUCGUUAAUGUUGUCAAGAAACAGUGGAAAUGCACUUACGUUGAGUGUAGCGCCAAAUAUAAUUGGAGAAUCGUUACCGUGUUUAAAGAGUUAAUUUCGAUGAUUGAUAAUUUGGAUAGUCGUGAUCAAAGCCCUAUGUUGGAUAACAUACAAGAUGCUUUAGAUAGAAAUAAAUGUGUUAUUAUUUGAGGUUAAUAAUAAUGAAUGAAGUAAUAAAACGCAAUAAAUUUCGUAAAUAACGUUACAGACAAUCUAAAAGAAUCGAUUACUUCUUUUAAUCGUUUAAAUCAUUAAAUAAAAGCUGUGCCAUUUAGUAUUAAGAAAGUUUUUGUGAUGACUCAAUAAAAAUUUCUCCGCAAUAUA